Molecule: messenger RNA, 1191 nt
Organism: Misgurnus anguillicaudatus (oriental weatherfish)
Lineage: Eukaryota; Metazoa; Chordata; Actinopteri; Cypriniformes; Cobitidae
Source: RefSeq, a predicted model, not a curated record
GGAAACAGCCAACGGAUGGAGAAGGAGGGAUUUGAAAGAAGCCUGUCUCUUCUUGAGGACAGAGGUGUUGUGGUCCAGUCUUUGGUGACUGAUCGUCACACAGGGGUACAGAAGUUUAUGCGGGAGCAAAAAAAGGACAUUAGACACUUCUUUGACCCUUGGCAUAUGGGAAAAGGGCUUGGUAAGAAAAUUGAUGCCCUUAGUAAGGGUAAGGGACUGCAGGAUGUGGGGCUGUGGAGAAAGAGUGUGGUAAAUCAUCUUUAUUGGUCUGCGACCACAUCAACAUCUGGGGAGGAGGUAGUGGCCAAGUGGAGCUCUGUAGCGAACCACAUUCAGAACAUCCACUGCCACGAAAGCACCCUGUUUCCUUCUUGUCUCCACGAGCCUCUUGUUGGUGAUCAGACAAGACACUGGCUCAAACCAAGCACAGCAGCAUGUGAAAAAUUCACAGCAAUUUUGUUGUCACCACGUCUUCUUAAAGACAUGCAGAAAAUCAGUCGAGAAUACCACACAUCUGGAAUCGAGUGUUUCCACAGCCUCAUUCUGAAGUUCUCACCAAAAAAUGUGGUGUUCUCCUUCAAAGGAAUGUUGUGCAGACUACAGCUUGCUGCAAUGCACUAUAAUGAAAAUGCAGGCAGAGCACAGGCAUCCACUGCAGCUGGUGACUUGCGAUACUCAAUCGUUUUCCCUAAAUUUAAGCACGGAGAAUUCACAGUGAGACCUCUGAAAAUCAAUCCGACCACAGGCUACAUUGACAAGUUAAUGGAGCUGCUGUUCCACCAUGUGGUCGAAGACCCUCAGCCAUACCUGGACUUCUCUGGACAAAUGGCUGUACCAGAAAAACUGUGUGCUCAGUUUAUUCGGCCUGACAAGGAGGAGGCAGUGAGAAGACACAGGUCAAGGUUCUUUUAACCCUGGAGAACCCAAGAAACCUUUUCUUAGCAGCAAUUAACAUUGUCCAAAUUUGACCCGUGGGAUCUCCAGGGUUAAAAACACUAGGUUAUACCCACUCUGCCAGCUUGGACACACCUGUCUGUCAUUUACAACAAUCAAGAAAAAUAAUUUGCACUGUGUAAGCGCUACUGAUUCAAAUGAAUAGAAAUAGGUUAGUACAUAUUUUUUAUUGUGUAGUUUGUAACUCCAGAUAAAAAUUAUUCUUUAUAAAUCAUUUUUAUAUUAUAAACAAAAUAU